Messenger RNA from Culex pipiens pallens (northern house mosquito), 1930 nucleotides. RefSeq names its product protein ST7 homolog. Lineage: Eukaryota; Metazoa; Arthropoda; Insecta; Diptera; Culicidae. The transcript is spliced from 4 exons. Bases 172 to 1689 code for a protein of 505 amino acids. Gene Ontology annotation, molecular function: protein binding. The record is from RefSeq and is a predicted model, not a curated record.
UUUGUAAACCAACAAAAAAAGAAAGAGAAAAGAGUGUUCUUCGCCAACUUUUUUCGUGUCGUUCGUGUGUUGUGCUUGUGAAUUUUUUCUUCGCCAAACUCUAUUUUCUACGCCACCGUUCCGGUUGGUUGUCCGUGGCCGGCCACUUCCGGGGAUCGCCAAACAGCCAGGAUGUGGGACUCGUCGGUUUUUCUCAGCACUUUGACUCCGAAAUUUUACGUCGCCCUAACCGGAACGUCCAGCUUGAUUUCCGGGUUGAUUCUUAUCUUUGAGUGGUGGUACUUCCGCAAGUAUGGAACGUCUUUUAUCGAGCAAGUCUCCAUCAACCACAUUAGUCCGUGGAUCGGCGGUGGGGAGGCUGGGACCGGAGCGGAGAGCGCCACGGCCACGCCGACCACUCAGAGCAUGCCGGAGUGUAAGGUUUGGCGAAAUCCUUUGAAUCUACUUCGUGGUGCCGAGUACCAGCGUUUUUACUGGGCAACGCAGAAAGAACCGCUCACGUUUUACGAUAUGAAUCUUUCGGCACAGGAUCAUCAGACGUUCUUUACGUGCGAGGGUGACGCCGGCAAGGCCGAGUACGAGAUUAUGCAGACGGCGUGGCGCGAGCGGAAUCCGGUUGUUCGCAUCAAGGCGGCCAACAACGCGUUGGAGAUCAACAAGGACUGCGCGCCGGCCUAUAUCUUGCUGGCCGAGGAGGAAUCCACCACCAUUUUGGAGGCGGAGCGAAUUCUGCGGACCGCGCUGAAGGUCGCGGAGGGAAAUUACAAAAAGUCCCAGGCGGUUCAGCACCAGGGCGCCGUCAUGGAGGGUGUGUUCAGGCGGGACACCAAUGUGUUGAUUUACAUUAAACGCCGGUUGGCCAUGUGCGCCCGCAAGUUGGGCAAGCUCAAGGAAGCGGUCAAGAUGUUUCGUGAUUUAACGAAGGAGAUUCCACCGAUUAUGAACGUGUUGAACAUUCACGAGAAUCUGCUCGAGGCGCUGCUGGAGAUGCAAGCGUACGCCGACUGCCAAGCUGUGCUGGCCAAGUACGACGACAUUUCACUGCCCAAAUCGGCCACCAUCUGUUACACCGCGGCCCUACUAAAAGCUCGUGUCGUGGCGGAGAAAUUCUCCCCGGACGUGGCCUCCAAGCGAGGUCUCACGCCGGCCGAAAUGAGUGCCGUCGAGGCGAUUCACCGGGCGGUCGAAUUUAACCCUCACGUGCCCAAAUAUCUGCUCGAGAUGAAGCAACUCAUCCUUCCCCCGGAGCACAUCCUCAAACGCGGAGACUCGGAAGCGCUGGCCUACGCCUUCUUCCACCUCCAGCACUGGAAGAACGUCGAGGGUGCGCUCAACCUUCUGCACUGUACCUGGGAGGGCACCUUCCGGAUGCUGCCCUACCCCCUCGAGCGUGGCCAUCUCUUCUACCCGUACCCAACUUGCACCGAGUGCGCCGACCGGGAACUGCUCCCCUCCUUCCACGAGGUGUCCGUCUACCCGAAAAAAGAACUGCCCUUUUUCAUCCUCUUCACGGCCGGACUCUGCUCCAUAACCGCCCUGCUGGCCCUCCUCACCCACCAAUAUCCGGAAUCGAUGGGCAUCUUCGCCAGCCACCUGCUCCAGUGGUUCACGCUGCCCUUUAACUUUGUCAAGGAACGCAUCGAAACCAUCUGGCCGUGCAAUCUGCUGCAGCAUCUCUCUCGUAUUUAAAACGCGCGCGCUCUCUCUCACUUAAUCACUAAAUAACAACAAGAAAAAGCAGUUAAAUUAUGCCAUUUUUUAAAACAACCGCGUAAGCAGCAACCUUUUUCAAAAACAUGCGACAAACUCUGUAAUUUUAAAACCCAUUUUUGGCUUGGUGCGUGUUCGCAUCUCUGCGAGAAUUUACGGCUAGAGAUGGAACUGCGGCAUGAGACAGUACUACAAAAAUAACUAAAAAUUAUAAAAUACA